GCCGGCCCGGAUAUCCGGCCAGGGCCCUUCCGACCGGCUGCCGUGGUCCGGCCAUGGCGGGCCCCCAGACGGACCCGGAGCUGGCCCGGCAGCUCUUCUUCGAGGGCGCGGCCGUGGUGGUGCUGGACGUGCCCGAGGGUACCGAGUUCGGCAUCGACUACAGCGCGUGGGCCGUGGGGCCGCGGUUCCGCGGCGUGAAGAUGGUGCCGCCGGGGCUGCACUUCGUCCACUGCAGCGCGGCCGGCACCGGCGGGCGGGACGCGGGGCCGCGCUCCGGCCGCUUCCUCAGCCUGCGGCGCCGCGAGGUGCGGGUUCUGCGCUGGGACCCCGCGGGCGAGGCCGUGCGGCCUGAGCCACCCGAGCAGGGCGAGGGGCUGCGGGACCGCCUGCGGGAGCUGGACCCCUUCCUGGGGCCCUACCCCUACGAGACGCUGAAGAAGUGGGUGUCGCUGAGCAACUUCAUCAGCGAGGCGGCGGCCGAGGAGCUGCAGCCCGAGAGCGGCCAGAUCUGCGCUUUCGCCGAGGUGCUUCCCGAGGCGGCGGGGCGGCACACGCGAGACCGCGCCGGGCAGUGCCGGCCGCCACUGGGCGCCGAGUGCCGCAGCUAUGCCGAGGGCCUGGCCCGGCUGCCCCGUAUGCGGCCGCGGGCCGGCACCCAGAUCCGCUUCUCCGAGCUGCCCCGGCAGGCCUUCCCCGCCGGAGCCAGCCCCGAGGAGAUCACCCGGCACAGCAUGGAUCUGAGCUACGCCCUGCAGCAGGUGAUGGAGCAGCGCUACCCCGGCCGGCCGCUGGGUCUGCUCGCUGAGUUGCAGUUUGCCUUCAUCUGCUUCCUGAUUGGGAAUGUGUACGAUGCCUUUGAGCACUGGAAAAGACUCCUGAACAUCCUGUGCCGCUCAGAGGAGGCCAUAGGGAAGUACCAGGACCUCUAUAUCAACCUCAUUUCUGUGCUGUAUCACCAGCUCAACGAAAUCCCAGCAGAUUUUUUUGUGGACAUUGUCUCCCAAGACAACUUUUUAACCAGCACCUUACAGGUACUGUUCUGCACGUGCAGCUCUGCUGUGAAUGAGACUCUGAGGAAAAAGGCUGAGAAGUUCAAGGCUCAUCUGACAAAGAAAUUCAAGUGGGACUUUGAGGCAGAGCCUGAUGACUGUGCCCCUGUGGUGGUCCAGCUGCCUGAGGGUGUGCAGGUAGACUGAGCUAAAGGCCCCCUUAGGAGCAAACAGCUUCUAAAAUGACCCUUCUCUUCUCCAGCCUUGCCAGCUUCUUAAAGGCUGUUUCUGAAGCUGAUCCUCUUUCUGCUCCUGGAGAAGCACAUGAUAAACUCAGGUGGAUGCUGAGCUUUGUGAGGAGACCAGAGGUGUUGGAGGAGUUUGAGUGUUGCAAUGUGGCUGCUUUGGAUGCCUUGGAGUUUUCCCAGCCCUUCUGUAGCAUCUCCUCCUAGAACACAAACCACAUACAAAGUCACAGAAUCAUUAAAGUUUUAAAAGUUCUGAUAUCAUGGAUUUUAACUCUAAAUCUAACACUGCCACAAUCCUCCUGCACUCAGCUGUCCUCUGCGUCCUUGCUCCCCUGUCCUGCUGGCUUGGAGGUGAUGCCUUGCUUGGAGAGCAUAUGUGGUUCAGGGCUGUAAAGCCCAUGGAGUGGUUUUGGCAGCUCAAACCAGAUUGUGAACUGAAGUUCAGCUCUUCCUGGGCUCAUGUUGUACUGGUGUGACCAUAACUGAUGCACUGCUGUGUGGGAUGCUCACUGUGAUUUAAAUGUUGGGUAGGUGGCUUAAAGCCACAGCAAAAUUCCUCUAAUUUCAUUCACCCAAUACCUCAGUGUCUCAUUUCUGUUCCUCCCAUUGUGUUAAACCCUUUUGUAUUUACUGCUGACACUAUUUUGCCUGGUGUAAAAGAAAGUGAACACUUUGGUGACAGGAAAUAGUUACUGGACUGUAGUCACCCAGGUGUUAAAGAGCAGAGCCAGCAUGAGAUAAAGGAUCAGAUUUCCACAUGAACUGGAUCCUCUGCUUUGUUAUAAUUGGAAAUCCUAUGUUUUUGCUCAAAAACAGUGACUGAAAAUUAACAGUUUGUAAUAGUCAGGUUCCCAUGAUGAACUGCACUUUUAGCAGCUAAGAGAAUGUACAGUAAUUUCACGCAUAUAAGGUGCUCCCUUUUGACUAAAAUUUUGGCCUGAACCCGGAGGUGCACCCUGUACCCCCGAGCAUCCAAUAUAUGGACAAAGUUCAGAGAUUUGCCCUUACCUGAUAUCCGCGCCACUCCUGUCCCGAGCAAAAAUGGGUUGAAAUCUAUUAGCUUCCGUUGUUCAGAUGAUAAACCAAUCAGAGAAAAGCUUCUUGCCUGCCUGUGGAUGAUGGCAUUACCGGUGGGGCGGGGGGUGUUAACGGGGUGAGUUACUCCGAAAUGGCUGCACAAAGGAGAUUUGGUUACAAUGCAGAGUUUAAAUUGAAAGCAAUCAACUAUGCAAAAGAACAUGGGAAUAGAUCUGCAGCUAGAGAAUUCAGCAUUAAUGAAUCCAUGGUACCAAAUGGAGAAUGCAGGAAGACAAACUUUGUCUUACAAGAAAGACAAAAAAGAGUUUUCAUGGCAGCAAAGCAAGGUGGCCAGGGCUGGAAGACAGACUUGACUGCUGGAUCUCUGAGCAAAGGGCAGCUGGCUGAAGCUUAUCAACUGUCACCGUUCGGAUACAAGCCAAAACAAUUGCAAAUGAAUUGCAUAUUGAAGAAUUUAAAGCAUGACCUUCUUGGUGCUUCCGUUUCAUGAAACAACGGCAGCUCUCUGUCCGUACAAGAACGACAGUUUCUCAGCAGUUGCCGGCAGAUUAUGAGGAAAAGUUAACCACCUUCUGGAGUUACUGCAAAAGCAAGAUCUCUGAAAAAAAUAUACAGCCAUAUUGCAUAAUCAACAUGGAUGAAGUCCCCCUCACGCUCGAUAUGCCGCGAACCGUGGAGAGAAUGGGCACUUCCAGGGAACAAAAAGACGUCCUUUACAGUCGUCCUUGGCAUUUUGUCAAAUGGGCAGAAAUUACACCCACUGGUAAUCUUUAAAAGAAAAGCAUUGCCUAAAGAAAAAUUUCCAGAUGGAAUAUUUGUUGGAGUGAAUCCAAAAGGCUGGAUGAACAAACAGGUGAUGAGGACUUGGCUAACAGAAGUUCAUGCUCGCAGACCGGAUGGCUUCUUUCAUCCGUUGCCGGCACUGCUGAUUUUUGAUUCCAUGCAUGCCCACAAAACCGAAAGCGUGAAAGCCAUGGUGAAAAAGAUGAACUUGGAGCAGGCUGUAAUACCAGGUGGUUUGGCCAAAGAAGUGCAGCCACUGGACAUAAGCGUUAUUCGUUCCUUCAAGGCGAAACUGCAACUUCUGAGGGAAAACUGGAUGGUGGAAGGAGAGCAUUCCUACACACCAGGAGGCUGCGCCAAGCAAGUUAUGCUACUGUGUGCCAGUGGAUGCUGGAUGCCUGGCGUAAAGCAUCCGCCACAGCUAUCAUCCGAGGGUUCGUGAGGGCCGACGUCAUUCCUGGACUGACCAGUGACGGGAUCAAGAGCACCGAAACAGAUGACUCUCAGGAUGAAGAUACGGGCGAUACUGGUUCGGGUUUGCUGGAUGCCGCCAUUGCCCAACUGCUGAUUCCCGAUACGGAGGACAAAGAGUUCGAAGGUUUCAUGGAAGAUGAGGCCGAAUGAAAAAGGAAGCUGUUUAAAAGUUUGAUCAAAAUGAGUGAUAUUACUCUGUUUUUUUCGGUGUUUUCAGUCUUGUGCAGCUGAGCGGCCAUGUGGCUGUUUAAAGGCAACGUGGAUCCUUUGGAAAUGCUUGCAAAAUUACUAUUGUUCAUAUCUUUUUCCCCUUGGAUAUAAUGCUUCCAGGGUGCAUGGUCACAGGUAUUGUUUGUAUCUUUCUUCGCUUGUAAAUAAAGCUUGCAGGGUGCACUGCCGCA
Catharus ustulatus (Swainson's thrush) is the source of this 3933-nucleotide messenger RNA. It is a transcript of the gene AAR2, whose product is annotated as AAR2 splicing factor. Bases 54 to 1196 code for a protein of 380 amino acids. The transcript has 3 exons. The record is from RefSeq and is a predicted model, not a curated record. NCBI's taxonomy places the organism in Eukaryota, Metazoa, Chordata, Aves, Passeriformes, Turdidae. Gene Ontology annotation, biological process: spliceosomal tri-snRNP complex assembly.